AUGCUUCAUCACUUCAACUCGAACGCACCAAUCAGCGUAGCCGUCGAGGCCCCGGAAAACGCAAUCGGCGCUGUUCUAGGGCAGUUUUCCCAAGAUCACAAACCACUCGUCCAUGCCUCCCUAAACCCUUCGCCCUGUCACCCUUCGCGUGAGGUUUAUCAUCUGGAUUUUGUCUCUCAGUUUUCAACGGACGUCCAACAAGUGUCUGGCAAAGACGACGUCGUGGCGGACACGUUUUCAAGCUUAAUCACCCUUUCUCCCACUGAUCAGUCGUUCGAUCUGUCAGCUAUGGCCGCUGCUCAGCAAGCCGAAAAAGACUUAAUUCAUCCUGCGAAGUGUCCAUGA
Dicrocoelium dendriticum is the source of this 345-nucleotide messenger RNA. Lineage: Eukaryota; Metazoa; Platyhelminthes; Trematoda; Plagiorchiida; Dicrocoeliidae. The record is from the annotation of a GenBank genome assembly.